AUGGACUGGGUUUCGAUCCUGAAAUACCCUCUGUCGCUCGUUCUUAGCUUGAUAAUCCAAUUACUGUCCUACUUCUUGUCAACCCUUCUCUUCCUCGCAUCCCCAGUGAUCUACAUCGGACAUGUCGUCUUAUACCUAGCACUACUCCCAUUGCGUAUGCUCGUGAUAUUAGAGGCAUUCAUCUAUUUCAUGACCGGGGCUGUGCUUGUCGGUGCCACCAUAGGGAUGAUCUUACAUUUCACCGGUAGCACCAUAUCGCAAUUUCUGCAAAUCGAAGAGUCAGAUGAGCCACGGCGGCCUCGAGUGAAACGGGAGCUUCUAGAUUUCGAACCCCAGCAUCCACCCUUCGACUAUCUAGAAGCGCAGACGGAGGAUCGCAAGUUCCUACCCUACUCAACGAUCUUGGAGGAGGAAGAGAACAGCCAUGAGUCAGGGUGA
This is a messenger RNA of Penicillium expansum, 438 nucleotides long. RefSeq lists its product as uncharacterized. The record is from RefSeq and is a predicted model, not a curated record. NCBI's taxonomy places the organism in Eukaryota, Fungi, Ascomycota, Eurotiomycetes, Eurotiales, Aspergillaceae. The coding region runs from base 1 to 438 and encodes 145 amino acids. The transcript is spliced from 2 exons.